CAAUGCAGUCUCCAUAUUCUCCGAUCUGCAUGAUAAUGUUUGGCGAACGAACAUCGGUGCUUCGUUUGUGAGGCUAGAAAAAGGCAUCUCCCUCGUGGGUGUGAACGUGUAAUUACGGACGAUUAUCGUACGGUGUAGUACAACGAGUAAUUUUCUUUGCGAAACGAGAUGAACGUGCUGUGAAUUUAAUGCUGCAAACGACAACCCAAAAGGCAUUAUCUUUCUUCUUAUGAACUAAGAGUGUAGUGUUUGUGGAAAGUAGUUCAACCUUGACACGGCCCUCUAAUCGAAGUAGUGCAGUUCAUUCUAUGUUCCUCGUAGUGCAAAACCAGUGGUUUAAAAACUCUAAAGCCGUGUGAAGGUCAGGCGCAGAUCACAGCGCUCGAUUCACCACUGUUCCUCACCCAGUACCGGAAAAUGCGCGAAAUUAUGUUCAACUUCAUCGGCCCGACCGGCACCAGCAAGAACAAGUUUCUGGCCAAUCUCAAGAAAGGGAAAGUUCAACGGCAGUUCAGUUCCGACGAGCCGUUUUUUUGUGACACAGCGGGAAUGCGCAGCGAAACGGUGCCCACUUCGGUGGAUCGGCUUCGGCCGGGAGACAUCGACAUUGUGGGCGCCAUCGGAGAUUCCCUGACGGCGGGCAACGGAGCGAUGGCUACGAACAUGAUGGAGGUACUGAUCGAGAACAAGGGCCUCUCGUGGAGCAUCGGGGGCCAGGGCACGUGGCGCCAGUACCUUACGCUGCCCAACAUUUUGAAAGAGUUCAACCCGCAAUUGUACGGGUAUCCGACCAGCGACGGGCUCUCGUCGAGAAAGGCCGCUCUGUUCAACGCAGCGGAGGGCGGUGCCAUGUCGCAGGACAUUCCGUAUCAGGCGCGCAACCUCGUCAAGCGGAUGCUGUCCGAUCGGCACGUAGACGUUGCGAACCACUGGAAAGUGAUCACGCUCAUGAUCGGAGGCAACGACUUUUGCGCCGAGAUCUGCUACAUGUCCACCCCGGAGAAGAUUCUACAGUAUCAUGAGAAGAACAUAGUCAGCGCUCUACGCACCUUCCGGGAUUAUCUGCCGCGGACGUUCGUAAAUCUUGCCGCCAGUCCCAAGGUCGACAUUCUGGCCCGGUUCAAGAACAAACCGCAGGAGUGCGUUUCGAUGCACGUGAUCGAGUGUCCGUGUCUGAUCGCGUCUCGGUUCCGGAAGCAGCGGCGGCGCUUCAGCAAGCUGAUCGAAGACUGGAACAUGCUGCAGAUGGAGAUUGUCGCGCGGGAAGAGUUCCACAGCAAGCCAGACUUUGCCGUUGUUUAUCAACCAUUUACGAUGAAUCUUACCUUCCCAGAGACACCGACGGGUGGCACAGACUUUACGUACAUGUCGCUCGACUGCUUCCAUCUGAGCCAGAAGGGCUACGCACUGGCCUCGAACGCACUGUGGAAUAAUAUGCUCGAACCGGUCGGUGGAAAAACGAUGAGCUGGGAACGGGAGUUUACGCGGUUCAAGUGUCCCAGCGCCGAGAUGCCGUUUCUGCGGACCCCCGGAAACAGUUAGGAAGGACGGGAGGAAGUAGCGGACAAACACUGCCGGCAUUGUAACUGAUUGUGAUAUUUAUAGUAGGUUCAGUAGCAAAUGGGCAUCGCGACGGUGUAAGGCGCUGGCACCCAUUCUCUCAUGUGCAAUUUUUCUACUAAGCAAAGAUUUUGGUUAAGGUGCAUCGCUUCUCAUCGCAGCUCAUCACCGGGAGUAAGGAAAG
Anopheles cruzii is the source of this 1744-nucleotide messenger RNA. RefSeq names its product phospholipase B1, membrane-associated-like. The transcript has 5 exons. Gene Ontology annotation, molecular function: glycerophospholipase activity. Gene Ontology annotation, biological process: phospholipid metabolic process. The coding region runs from base 418 to 1542 and encodes 374 amino acids. NCBI's taxonomy places the organism in Eukaryota, Metazoa, Arthropoda, Insecta, Diptera, Culicidae. The record is from RefSeq and is a predicted model, not a curated record.